AUGCUCCAAUCCAACAAAUCUAGAGAGAACCUCCAUUCUCGUUAUGCCCUGUUCCGGACAGAUUUCUCGUCUGUUGCCGUCGCUUUGUUGAAUCCUUCGUGUCGCGACGCUGUCGAUUCCAUCAGCAGAAUGUCCGGUCAUAUCAUCAAGAACAUGCAAAAAUAUGCCUGCGAAGCUGGUUAUGGAGUCCAGUACACCGGCAUCGAUGAUCCUGUGGCCCAGAAGAAGUUCGCCAAAGGUAUCAAUGAAGUGUUCGUGACAGUGACCACUAAAUGUGAGGACAAAUUCGAAGACAAGCACCUGUGUCAAGACCCCGACAGUCUGAACCCUCUCGUGCAAUGUAUCGACGACAACUCACGCCCUGCGGUUGUCAAAUCCCUUAGUGGAUUGCAUCCCCACAUGUCGGAUAAGAGAUGCAGAGCAGUGGCCGAUUACUUCAACAGCGACCAAUUGUGGAAGGAGGACUUCCCGGAGCAUUUCAAGGAAUACGUCAACCAGUGCCAUGACCUGUGA
Molecule: messenger RNA, 513 nt
Organism: Aspergillus affinis
Lineage: Eukaryota; Fungi; Ascomycota; Eurotiomycetes; Eurotiales; Aspergillaceae
Exons: 2
Coding region: 1-513 (170 amino acids)
Source: RefSeq, a predicted model, not a curated record